This is a messenger RNA of Plasmopara halstedii, 1320 nucleotides long. Its product is annotated as Cobalamin synthesis protein. The record is from RefSeq and is a predicted model, not a curated record. The coding region runs from base 1 to 1320 and encodes 439 amino acids. NCBI's taxonomy places the organism in Eukaryota, Oomycota, Peronosporomycetes, Peronosporales, Peronosporaceae. Gene Ontology annotation, cellular component: cytoplasm. The transcript has a single exon.
AUGUUUCUCGGUCUACUUCUAGCAGAAACAUUCGCUGACCAUUAUGACACUAAUCCGUCUCAUUUGAUUGAAGUGCGGUCACCUUCACUGUCUCCUCGUAGUUUCUGGACACUCCUUGGUAUUAUAAUCGUCAUUCUAAUAGUAUUCUCUCUAUUGCUGGCCAAUGUCGUGGCGUGGUGUCUACAACUACGUCGUGAGCGUCGGAUUCAGUGUAAAACAGAGGAAAUAUCAGUGAAAUCAAUUGAAAAAAAGGCCCAACCCGUACCUGUAACCAUUUUAACGGGCUUCUUAGGUGCUGGAAAGACGACACUACUCAAUCGUAUUUUACUGACUGAAGAUCAGCUGACUUACAAAAUUAUGGUACUGGAAAACGAGCUGGGUGCCGUGAGUAUUGAUCAUACGUUGCUGCAAGCUGGUGGAAAGGAGGAAGACGGGAUAUAUGUGUUACAGAAUGGUUGCAUGUGCUGUACGGCUCGUGGUGGCAAAGGAAAAGGAGGCGACGAAUUGGAAAGAAUUUUAGACUAUCUGUUACAACUUGUGGAAAAACAAAAAUUUGACUAUCUUGUAGUCGAAACAUCGGGUCUUGCAGAUCCAGGACCAAUCAUUGAGACAUUUUUAAGACUUAGAGCGUCGAGAUUCCGACUUGAUGCUAUUGUGACGAUGGUGGACUCAAAGGCGACGCAGAGACACUGGAAACAAUCGAAGGAAGAGUAUGACUUUCCUAUUGAAUUACACCGGCAAAUACUCUAUGCUGACAUUGUGGUGAUGAACAAGUUGGAUUUGGCUUCCGCGGAAGAGUGUAAGCGACUUGAAAAGGCUUUGAAAAAAAUUAAUGAAGAAGCCAGGGUGUGUAGCUGUGUUAACGCUGAUAUUGACCUAAAUCGAAUUCUGAAUGUCAACACAUUUGAUGCUGUGCUUUUUAAUGAACAAAAUGAUAGCAUGAUGCGUGAAAAGAAAAGUGUGAAGGCGCGUGGACAACACACGGGAGGCAUAAACACAAUGCAUUUCGAGGUUGAAAGCGACGUGGAUAUUGCUGCAUUUGGUGAGUGGCUUUCGCAAGUGGUUGCACAAUAUGUGAAAGGAGCAGAUGUUCUACGCAUCAAAGGAGUGCUAUCGGUGGCCGGAGACGCUAAAGACCGCAAAUGCGUGGUACAAGGAGUACUGGAUACAUACACAAUUGCCCCUGGAAUGCUUUGGGCUGAUGGAGAACAGCGAGUUUCGCGACUUGUACUUAUUGGCCAAGGAUUUGAUCGUUCUGAAUUAGAGCGCGGCUUUCAGAAUUGCCUCAUGAACGAUAACGAGCCAAAAAAGGAACGUUAA